Molecule: messenger RNA, 1424 nt
Organism: Anolis sagrei ordinatus
Lineage: Eukaryota; Metazoa; Chordata; Lepidosauria; Squamata; Anolidae
Source: RefSeq, a predicted model, not a curated record
AUGAAAUCUGAACCGUGUCCUCCCCAGACACAAAAAAGGACUUGCAGCCAGGUAUUUUGGACUGUCUUUCCUCAUGCCUGCUUCCUCUGUGCUUUAGUUAUCUAUGCAUUGCUGGGCGCCCUCAUGUUUUCCCAUGUGGAAGGCAACAGAGAGAGCAACGAAAGUGAGGCAUACAGGAGAUUUAUGCUGAGUCUUUGGAAUCUCUCAAAGGAUUUGUCAGAGAAUGAGACCUCAAAUGAGAUAUUUAAGAACAGAAUGCAUGAAUUACUCAAUGAUAUUGACUUCAUAUGGUUUUCCAAUCCCAAAAAGAAGUGGUCCUUCCUUGGCUCUCUCUUUUUCUGUUGUACUGUCUUCACAACAGUAGGUAAGUAUGAUAUUUUAAAUUUCAUGUUGGAUUUACUCAGAUACUUGAUCUCAUUGAAAAAUGCUGCACUUGCACAGCUCAUUGUGGUCGUGGCAUUAGGAAGGUUGAGAAUCACUGUUCUAGAGGAUUGGUGCAGCUGUUAUGGUCAUACCUAUCCUGUGACAAGACUUGGGAAAUAUUUGUGUAUGCUGUAUGCCUUAUUUGGCAUACCCCUGAUGUUCUUGGUUCUCACUGAUAUGGGAGAUAUCCUUGCAGCUAUACUAUCUAGAUCUUACAAUAAAAUGAGACAGCUACAGUCAAAAUUGUUAAGCAGACUCUCUCGCGGACCUUACUGCAAAAAGAGGAGAGAGUCAAAACCAUCAUCACUGAGACAAAACAAAAUAGUGCUUCACGAACCUUUAAAUAUUAAAGAAGUGCUACAAAGCAAUUCUUCCUUUAAAACAAAGCCUGGACAAGAUCAAAACGUUGAAAUGUUUGAAAGACUUAUUGCUAGGGAGAAUGACUUUCUUGCACCGCCAAAACCUAACAAAUUUGAACGGUGGAGUUCGUGUCCUGAGCUAGACAAAAGGCCCAUGAUGAAUCACAUGGUUGGCAACAUUGACAAUAUGGGGAAAGGAGUAGAAAAGCUGGAUGUACCCUUUUUACUGAUGACUUUUAUUGUCUUCGCAUACAUUUCCUGUGCUGCUGCUAUUCUUCCCCAUUGGGAACAUGACUUGAAUUUUGAGGGUGCUUUCUAUUUUUGCUUUAUCACCUUAACAACAAUUGGCUUUGGUGAUGUCAAACUGCGGCAUCCCAACUUUUUCUUGUUCCUCUCAUUUUAUAUUGUGGUCGGCAUGGAAAUUGUGAUCAUCGCUUUCAAGCUGGGACAAGACAGGCUUCUAAGUCUUUACAAAAAGCUAGUUUCCUUCAUUGGCCGGAAAAACAUUCAACAUGAAACAGUAUGACAAAUAUCUAUAUAACCAAAAAAAGAAAAAAGAAAAAAAAAGAAAUGCCAAUGCCAGUUUUGGAAGCAUGUCCACAGACAGCAGCAAGUUAAAAUGGAUGGAAGAUCAUACAGGAA